UCAGUACUAGGCGCCACCACUGUCACCGAAAGACCACGACCAGUCCCUUCACUACAGCUAUGAUGCCGGACGCACCAAUGCUAGACAGAACAACACAUUUCACUGCUCAAACAUUGAUGCAUUUGGUCCACUUCUCCACAGCCCCAGACUUGCAUAAGAUUCCUCCUCUGACCUUUCUAUUCUCUAACCAUACCACAACUUGAAUAGAGUCUCAUCACCUUGACUUUACUUUACCAACUUCCAACUUCCAACCCCACUAGUCCUCAGAUUUCCAACAUGAACUUCUUCACAACCAUCCUGAUGGUCCUAGCCGCCCUCGCUUCUCUCACGAUGGCUAAUUCUGAUCACAAGGAGCCAGGAAAAGACCCAAGUAAGGAGCCGAGCUGUGGCGCUCCCUUUUGUAAGCGGGCUGAGGCUCUGGCUCGAGCCAAGGCUUCUGUCCUCGCUGAGCAUGAAGCAAAGAUGGCGGCUAUUGCUAUGCUUACUGCUACUUCCCAUGUCGCGGGUUCUGAAGCAAGCAGUCUGGCUGACUAGCUGGCAACAGUCUGAUGGUGUCCAUUACGAUGUCGGCUCUGAGGGCAAUGCCCUGGGAAUGAGGAUAUUUGUGGAGCAUCACGAUCUCUCUUG
Molecule: messenger RNA, 627 nt
Organism: Alternaria alternata
Lineage: Eukaryota; Fungi; Ascomycota; Dothideomycetes; Pleosporales; Pleosporaceae
Exons: 2
Coding region: 277-534 (85 amino acids)
Source: RefSeq, a predicted model, not a curated record